GACCUCAUAGACUCGCCAGCUACGCGCACCUAGACUCGCAAUGUCGACCCCGCUCGCGACCGCAGCCCCGGCGGCAGCCCACGGCGGCAAACAGCCCGACUCUCCCCCCGUCGACAUCACCCAGCCCCGCUACGACACCAAGACCUACGUCGGCCGCCUGCGUCACUUUGCGUCCAUCACGUCGCCCUUGACCCUCCUCGCCUCGUCGACCGACCUCGCCAACGCCCAGCGCCUCCUGCGCGAGUACCAGGACGGGACCGGCGCAGGCCGCAAGGCGUGGGGGCACGAGGAGGAGGCCGGCGUGUGGAAGGCCAAACAGCUUGUCGAUUCGUCCAUCCACCCUGACACGGGCGAGGCCGUCCCGCUCCCGUUCCGCCUGUCGGCCUUCGUCCCGACCAACCUCGUCAUCGUCGCCGGCAUGCUCAUGCCCAACCCGUCGCUCAAGGGCGUCAUCUUCUGGCAGUGGGCCAACCAGUCGCUCAACGUCGCCGUCAACUACUCGAACGCCAACAAGUCGAUCAGCAUGUCGACGACCGAGAUUGCCUCCGCCUACGCCGCAGCAACGCUCGCGUCGUGCUCCAUCGCCGUCGGCCUGUCCCAGCUCGUCCCUCGCCUGCGCGUCUCGCCCUCUGCGCGCGCCCUCCUCGGCAAGCUCGUCCCGUUUGCCGCCGUCGCGAGCGCCGGGUGCGUCAACAUCGGCCUCAUGCGGUGGAAGGAGAUGCGCGACGGCAUCUCGGUGUACGCGCCGAGCGACCCAGUGACGGGCAGGCCCAGCUCCGAGGUGCUCGGCAAGAGCUCGGUCGCCGGCACGUACGCCGUCGGACAGACGGCCGCGAGCCGGGUUCUCACCAACAUCCCGACCUUGAUCCUCCCUCCCCUCCUCAUCACCCUCCUCGAGCGCCGUGGCGCGUUCCGUGGCCCCAACGGCGCCCGCAACAGCACGGUCCUCAACCUCGGCCUCAUCGGCGCCUCCCUCCUCGUCUUCCUCCCGCCCGCCAUCGCCGCCUUCCCGAGUCGCGCCAGCAUCGACCCCAAGAAGCUCGAGGACCGGUUCAAGGCGGUGCCGUACGACCAUGUCGAGUUCAACAAGGGCCUGUAGAGCGUUGCGAGGGUCGAGAGGGGCAGUCCAGGGUCUGUAUUGCAGCGCAUUUCCACGC
Molecule: messenger RNA, 1157 nt
Organism: Rhodotorula graminis WP1
Lineage: Eukaryota; Fungi; Basidiomycota; Microbotryomycetes; Sporidiobolales; Sporidiobolaceae
Exons: 8
Coding region: 41-1099 (352 amino acids)
Biological process (GO): monoatomic ion transport; mitochondrial transmembrane transport
Cellular component (GO): mitochondrial inner membrane
Molecular function (GO): monoatomic ion transmembrane transporter activity
Source: RefSeq, a predicted model, not a curated record